UCGGGAACUUCGCACACUACCGAAAAGCAUGAGAAAUUGAAUUUCGUACACUGAGUUGAAAAGAAUAGUAUAUAACACGCGGGCGUGUAUGUGAUCCUCGAACUUGUUUCGUAAUAUUAUAUUAAUGUUUUCUCAAAAACUGGCUUUAAUGCUAAAACAAAGACCGUUACGCAAUUGUUUUAAUGUAAUUUUUUUUUCAUCGUUUGUCACAGUUUCAGGUUAAAUUUUCAAAAUUUUUCUGUCAAAAUUUUCAUUCCUUUCCACGUAACCUUAUCCUCGCGAAAUUUGCAACAUCAGUAACAGCAAUGAAUCUUUAAAUAUGUACAACCGGUUAAAUUAACCACUAACUUUUACAAAAUUUCAAACUCUAAUAAUUUUGGCUUAAUAAAUUAUUGUUCCUCAUGAAGUCACCUUGUCAUCAACAAUUAUUUUGCGUACCUCAUCCGGCUAAGGUAUUUGCUGGCGCUUUUCUUGUUGGUUAUUAUCACGCGAGAGGUUGGUCCUCGAGAAACAGAAAACCUUACGAGGUAAGCAGUGAUGGCGGAACAGCAGAAUCUAAUGGCUUAAUGCGUCCCCCGUAUGAACCAUCGCCGCACAAUUUCCCGAACGUCACUGCAGAUUCAAGUUAUGCAUUACUAUUAUUACGAAGCAAAGAAUUGAAGGAAGCUUGGGAUGGAACAAACGGAGUUAAAGCGAAGGCUGAAUCUGAAGUCAGAAAAAAUGUAAAACUCUUACCGAUUCAUUAUAAUUAUAACUCCAUAAAGCACGACUAUAAUUUAUAGACGAGUUUAAGGCAAAGGAAAAUAUCACAUUCAUUUUAAAUUUUAUUAAUAAAA
Messenger RNA from Cephus cinctus (wheat stem sawfly), 836 nucleotides. RefSeq lists its product as uncharacterized. Bases 402 to 782 code for a protein of 126 amino acids. The transcript has 2 exons. The record is from RefSeq and is a predicted model, not a curated record. Lineage: Eukaryota; Metazoa; Arthropoda; Insecta; Hymenoptera; Cephidae.